AUGGAAAUAUAUAAUUCUCUCAGAUGUAGAAGAAAUUCAGUUAUUGAUCCAUAUUCAAUUGAUAAAAAUGUACUUACCAAUCGAGGACUUUGGCUUUCAUCUCAAGCUCAACAGGCUCACAUUAAAGGAAUUGGAACUAAGGUUGAAAAGAAGAAGGCAUUUGAAUUAUUAAAAAAGCAUCAGAUUUUAGGACAUAAGUUAACUGAAAGUAAUCUUGCUACAUUAUAUAAAAAAGGAAAAGGUACAAAACAAUGUUAUGAUAAAGCUACUGAAUUGUAUAAUAAAGGAUAUUCAAAUAUGUUUGGAUGGAUAAUUUUAAUUUUGAUAAUGAUGAAAAAGGUGAAAUUAAAGAAACGAUUGCUGGAGGAAAAAUCCACAAGUUUAAUCAAUACUUUUAUUAAUGGAAUUAAAGAAGAUAAGAUUAGCUUUCAUGAGUUUAUAACAAGACGAUUAAUCCUACCAAAGUAUUUGAAAAUUAUAAAACUAGUAAAGGAAUUGAAAAAAUUUAUUUUAUAG
Rhizophagus irregularis DAOM 181602=DAOM 197198 is the source of this 516-nucleotide messenger RNA. RefSeq lists its product as uncharacterized. The record is from RefSeq and is a predicted model, not a curated record. Lineage: Eukaryota; Fungi; Glomeromycota; Glomeromycetes; Glomerales; Glomeraceae.